AUGUUAAUUCGAGGCGGCGUGAAAUUAACAGCCGCUGCAGCCCUUUGUGCGGCCGCUGCCGCCGACUUAAACACACAACGGUGGUAUCGAGUAGACACCACUCGAAUCAGCGAAGAUCUAAAGAAGAAGUUUGUACAGCUGCACCCGGAUGAGGAAACUAAGGAGUUCCUAUCUGUCUCCAUCGACAAAUCCUCGUGGGUCUGGACCCAGAUAUGGUACCUGCUCGCGAAAGCUGUCCUACGACAUUUCUGGUCCAUCACCGAUAUAAACGGAUCGUUGCUGACGUCGCACAACUCGCCGGGCGCGUCCGGAGACCGUUCUGUGAACGCGCUCUGUAAGCGAUCGCGGCGGGUGUCUAUAGCGGAGCAC
Molecule: messenger RNA, 369 nt
Organism: Iphiclides podalirius (scarce swallowtail)
Lineage: Eukaryota; Metazoa; Arthropoda; Insecta; Lepidoptera; Papilionidae
Source: the annotation of a GenBank genome assembly